Coprinopsis cinerea okayama7#130 is the source of this 759-nucleotide messenger RNA. Its product is annotated as modification methylase. The coding region runs from base 1 to 759 and encodes 252 amino acids. Gene Ontology annotation, biological process: methylation. The transcript has 5 exons. NCBI's taxonomy places the organism in Eukaryota, Fungi, Basidiomycota, Agaricomycetes, Agaricales, Psathyrellaceae. Gene Ontology annotation, molecular function: nucleic acid binding; methyltransferase activity. Gene Ontology annotation, cellular component: mitochondrion. The record is from RefSeq and is a predicted model, not a curated record.
AUGCCACUGCCUCUCUCGAGGAAAUGGUCAAUCGUCGCGCACGCGGCGAACCCCUGCAAUACAUCUUGGGGUGUUCACAAAUCCCUGCUGGAUCUUGGGACAGGCUCAGGGUGCAUUCCCCUCCUUCUCUGCCGUCUCUGGCCACAGGGGAGCUUGAGCGCAACUGGCGUCGACAUCUCGCCACACGCACUCAGCUUGGCCAACGAAAACGCUGCCCUUUGUGGCAUUCCGCCACGGUCGGACUCUAUGACACCACGAAACACCUUUAGGACGUCUCUGGCGAAUUUCCUUGCUAAUGACUUCCCUGGGACCCACCUCUCUUCGGCGCUUCCCAUCGAUAUCCUUAUCUCAAAUCCUCCCUAUAUCCCCUGGGACGAGUAUCUCGAGCUCCCAGAAUCGGUCGUCAACUUCGAGGAUCCGAAGGCACUCUUCGGAGGGCCGUCUGGUCUGGAGCACUAUGAAGCCAUUGCCCGGCUACUAACGCGCCCAGGGGGUAUUCGACACGGUUCAGUUCAUUGCUUGAAGCUUGAUUCUUGGUAUCCUGUUGUCCCAAUGUCUAUCCUAGGACUCUCGUCUUUCAUCAGAGCACACGCAGCUCGCCAUGCAUCCAUCCCAGGAUCCCACCGUCACCCAGCGCAUCCUAGAACACCAUCCCUAUCCAUUCGACUUCUCGAAGUCACCUAUCCACAAGCUCGCAGGACGAGUAUCAACCCGCGAAGCUUCUGGGUGUUCCAUACUACCUCCCGAGUUGUGGGCUGA